AUGUCCGACGGGAAGAGCUCGAGCGUUUGGAGCCCCGAGGAGGACGCCGAGCUCGCCAGGUUGCAGGAGAUUCACGGCAACCGCUGGGCCCUCGUCGCCGCGGAGCUCCCGGGAAAGACCGGUCAGCAGUGCGCGCAGCGCUGGCGGCACAAGGUGAACCCCGCAAUCAAGAAGGAGAAGUGGACGCCCGAAGAGGACGCGCAGCUCGCCAAGCUUUACGAGCAGCACGGUCAACGGUGGGCCGAGAUCGCCAGGCACCUGGAGGGGCGAACGGACCAGCAGUGCAUGGGCCGCUGGCGCCGACACCUCGAUCCCAGCGUCAAGAAGGAUGCGUGGACUGAUCCCGAGGAUAAGAAGCUCAUGUCCCUCCACGACUCCCUCGGCCCCAGGUGGAGCAACAUCAGCAAGAUGCUCACGGGCCGCACCGCGCAGCAGUGCCGCGCGAGGUGGUUCCAGCUCUCCGCCGCGGACGACGACGCCCUCUCCGAGGGCACCACCGUCUCCGCCGCCGCCGCCGGUUCGGAAGGAGGAGGAGGCAAGUCGUCGGGGGGCUCGUCGGGAGGCAAGAAACGGCCGAAAACGGCCCUCAAGACGUCCAACCUCGGCAGAACCCCCACGCCGCCGCUCUCGCCGUCCACACCCGCGGUCACCGACGAGGUUGACGGCGCGGUCGCGUCCGGGAGGGGCGACUCAAAUCGCGGGACGGUUUCCAACAAGAAGCGAGGCGUCGGCUCGGUGCUCGGCGCCCCCGUCGCAAAGAGGCGCCGAUCCGCGAUGGAAAAAGGCGGCAACAAGGGCGGCGUCCAAUUGGAAAACGACACGUCAUCGAGCGGGUCCGGGUAUGGCAACGGCGGGGGUUUGGACCUGCUCGCCAUGCUGUACAGCGCCGCGGUUACGUACGAGACGAGCGUGGUGGCGGCUGGCGCGGGGAUGAAAUCGUUUCCCCCCGAACUCUACGCGUGAGGGUGAGUAAAUCUCACCUUACGCGAAGAGAGGAUACCGACGGCGAAUAUUAUCGCGUCGUCGGGCUCGGCCGCAGCCGUUCACGGCGGUACACUACUAUCACUCUUUCGUUCGUUCGUCGCGGCGUCGUCGGAACAUGUACAAAACGCACACAAAGACGCAUGGGGAAUCAAGGGUUGGGGACAGACAUUCUUUUCCGGUCGCGCUCGCGGGAUUACAGCUCGCGCGUCACGUCCGGACACACUAUUAUUUACUGUUUGACAAAUGGAAUACUUUGGCAAAUGGAAGCUCCGCCGCCGGGGCUGAGGAAACACACAUGGGUACUUGUAAAACAACCAGGGUACUCGCUGGGGGCCAACAUCACCGGCCACCUCCGGCGAAGAACAUUCAUAUUUUAUUUCGGGGAAUCUUUUGCAGCAUAACACCGCAGGGCAGCUCGCACGCAUCGGAGUCGCAAACUUAGACAUCACGGCGACUUUAGCAACAAACACACUAUAGCACCAACAUAGAGAAGAUGCACAGACCCUAGAACACCAGCGGCGGGGUCACCGCGCGUUGUCAAUAACAAAAAGUCCAAUCUAAUCGACUUGCGCCGUCUUCACGACCGAGACCACGCCGGCGAGGACCGCGGGUUUAUUUAGGCGUUCGAUGCGAGAGUAAACGAGGCGCGCAGGGACCGGGUGGGCGACGCGGCGGUGAAGUCGACGGCGAAGAGGGAGAGCGGCGCGGCGCGGCGCGUUCGGGACCGAUCCCGUCGCGCGCAGCCUCGUCUCGCGUCCCCCUCGUUCUGCUCGUCGACAUCCCCGCCAGCCGUGCGCCAGCUGUGUCGGCCGGCACCAAACCCCGCAUUCAACCCGUCGCCUACUCCGCGAGGCUGCCCCUCGGCGUCGACGCGACUCCACGCGUGGCAUAUCGCAUAAGGUAUACGCCGCGUCGUCCGCGCCGAAGGGUUCUUCGCCUAUACACCCCGUCCCGGUUGGCGCUCCGCUCAGCGCCCCGCCCCGGUCCUCCCCGUCGAUGUCCGCGUGACCCGCCCCUGUGUCCGCGGCACCCGUCCUUCGCCCCCGCGUCGUGCUCGAAUGAAUCGGCGCCAUCCGAGGGAUCGGAAGGCGCGUCACGGGGUUCACGGCGGCGACGACGGGGUUCGAUCCGGCGACCUCGUCGGUCACGCCGUCGACGCGCCGGCGCAAGUCGACGUUCUCGGCCGAGGCGCACUGCGCGACGUACUGAAAGUGCGCCACCGCGCGCUCAAGCUCCGCGCACCUACGUCGCAGGUGCACGAGCUCCAAACGCUUGCGCUGGCGGCUCAGCGCGGCGGACGCGCGGUUGCGUCGCAGCCGAGCCUCCUUUGAAGGGUCGCCGCCUUCGGAGUUUGUUUCCACAGAGCUCGGGUCGGAGUUUGGAUCGGAGUACUCGACGGAGCCGCGGUCGGUGAGUUCGUCGCGGCGGGACGGCGUCGCCGGCGCGCCUCGCCUGCCCCGCUUGUCGCCCGACGUGCGCGCGGGGGGGGCGCGAACCGAGUCGUGCUCGAGCGAACCCGGUGGCGCGCGUUUCUUCGACGUCGAGGACGCGCGCGGGGUGGUCGACGCGAGCGCGCGCGCGUCGUCGUCGUCGUCGUCGUCGUCGUCGUCGUCGUCGUUCGUCGCUAGCCCGACGUCACCCUCGAGCCAGGCGCAGAUCCCGGAGAGGUCCACGUCCGCGUCGUCGAAGGACAGCGCGCGCGGCAGGUCCGGAACGUCGACCGAUCGAACCUCCCCGAUGUCGCCAUCGACGUCGGUGCCGUCGAGGCACUCCGCGAGGAACGCGCGGAGCGCGGGGUCGAUGGAGGGCGCGCGAUGCGGGGCUACCACCGCGAGGGACAUGACGAGGACGACGGUGUUCGACGGUGAAGCCGCGCGCGGCCUGUUUCCGGUUCGG
This is a messenger RNA of Micromonas commoda, 2880 nucleotides long. RefSeq lists its product with no specific name. The record is from RefSeq and is a predicted model, not a curated record. NCBI's taxonomy places the organism in Eukaryota, Viridiplantae, Chlorophyta, Mamiellophyceae, Mamiellales, Mamiellaceae. The transcript is spliced from 3 exons. The coding region runs from base 1 to 963 and encodes 320 amino acids.